AGCUGAUGCAAAACUUGCCAAGACGAUUUGAGCCACUUCAUGUAAGUGGCAUUUCUGUUAAACUGAUUCACAUUAUGGCAAAGGGGGCAGGGGGUUAAAGAGGGUUAUUUUGGUGCGGUACACGGUACAACCGGGAGGGGGUUGGCAGUCGUAUGUGUAUAAAUGCACCAAGCACUAUGUGAAGGACCAGAGAAAGACUGCAGACUUCACCACAUCCUCCCAAAAAAAAAACAAAAAAACAAAAGAAUAAUCCACCGGCACUUCAGCUGAUUUAAAAAAAAAUUAUUCACGAAUAAUUUUUUUCAACCAUAGACUCAUCGUAUCAAUUCACUGAUUGAUUGAUAACAUCAUUUUUUUUUCUCUCUUUCUGAUAAUGGAAAUUUGGAGACUGCUGGCUGUAAUCAUCACCGUGGGUGUCCUUGCAUGCAGUGCUCAAGGAAUGUCCCUUACUCUUGACAAGGAACACUGGAUUUCCAAAAACUGGGAGGACAAACCUUUGGUGGACACUUUAGUGAGUGAAGUGGCAAGUCUAAUCAAGAGAUCCAAAGCACACCAGUUCUACGGUCUAAUGGGAAAACGUGCCGAUAUUCCUCAGCGUACGAAAUUGGGUCAGAAAAGAAAUAAAGGAGAGAAGUUUGUUGGACUCAUGGGUAGAUCAUUAAGAGAUACAUUCACAAGAAUAAUCCCAGCCGAGACCAGUACUGCUAUGCAAUCAGACAAGCAAUCAGAUUUGCAGGAGGGAUGGAACAAUCCUCAAUAUUACUGACAGUCACGAUACUGUGAGAGCAUUUUCAUAUUUAGAAGAAAGCAUAAGCAUCCUUUAACAUGUAAAUUAAGCCUGAAGUGAAAUAAACUGUUAUUACUU
Pangasianodon hypophthalmus (striped catfish) is the source of this 865-nucleotide messenger RNA. RefSeq names its product protachykinin. Lineage: Eukaryota; Metazoa; Chordata; Actinopteri; Siluriformes; Pangasiidae. The transcript has 6 exons. Bases 374 to 766 code for a protein of 130 amino acids. The record is from RefSeq and is a predicted model, not a curated record.